Molecule: messenger RNA, 507 nt
Organism: Vigna angularis (adzuki bean)
Lineage: Eukaryota; Viridiplantae; Streptophyta; Magnoliopsida; Fabales; Fabaceae
Exons: 4
Coding region: 133-363 (76 amino acids)
Biological process (GO): protein N-linked glycosylation
Cellular component (GO): membrane-bounded organelle
Source: RefSeq, a predicted model, not a curated record
UAAGUGUAAGGUGAGGUGACUAACGCUGACGGUGAAAUAUAGAGUAGAGUCAGCAAGAAAGAAGGGGUUUGUACUCUGCAUCUGGCACUUCGGACCUUGCAAGAUCCAGUGCUGUUAUCUCUGCAUUCUCUAAUGGCUCCAAAACCGAUUACGAGUCCUGUGCCCGAUUCGUGGUACCCCACACUCUCCGUAUUUACCCUCGCCAUCGGCCUCGUCUUAACCGCAUCUUUCUUCAUUUAUGAAGCAACCUCUUCUAGGAAAACUCGUUCACUUGUUCAGGAGCUGACAACUGGAGCAGUUGCAUCAGUCUUCUUGGGUUUUGGGUCCUUGUUCCUCUUAAUUGCUUGUGGCGUUUAUGUCUAAUUAAACAUUGAAUUGGAUGAAAAUUUUGUGAAGCAAAUAGUUUUAUAUGACUAAAAGUUAUGUUCUUGAUCUAUCAAUGACAAUGUUGGUUAUGUGUAAUGCUCAAGAAGAUUAUGAUAUAUGAGGAUAGUUUUUAAACUUGAA